Molecule: messenger RNA, 2506 nt
Organism: Papaver somniferum (opium poppy)
Lineage: Eukaryota; Viridiplantae; Streptophyta; Magnoliopsida; Ranunculales; Papaveraceae
Product: trihelix transcription factor PTL-like
Exons: 2
Coding region: 186-2123 (645 amino acids)
Source: RefSeq, a predicted model, not a curated record
GGAAGGAAAGGGCCAAGCCCAAACCACUACUACUUCUCUGAUGGCUUCUCAAGAUUAAGAGAGUAAAAGUUUUUUCGUGGACGACACGAUCCGAAGCUACCGCUUCUCUUCACCAAUCAACCCAUCACUCUUUCUUUUAACUGCUGAUUUUUCUCUUUAGCUAGCUGUAUCUUAAACUAACCUAAAUGGAGAUGGAGGACGAGUAUGGGAUAGCUGAUUUACGGCAAAUGAUUGCAGGAAGAUCAAGUUUUCCAGCUAUGAAUCAACAACAAUCAGAAUUAGUACAGUUUAACCGGAAUCUUGCAGCUGCAAGUACAGGAGUAAUGCCUACACGGUUAGGACAUGAACAUUAUCAGGAGAUGCUAAUGUUCGGGGGUGGCGGUGUUCAUCAUCAUCGAGUAGGAGUAGCCGAUCAUCUUCACCAUAAUCAAAAUCUGUGUGGUGGUGGUGGGAUGAUGGAGUUUUGUGCAGCUAAUGAUGAUUCGACUACAACUACAAACUCUACAACCAGUAAUAUUACUAUAAACCCUAAUAAUAGUGGUGUUUGUGUGUUGGAGAUGAUGGAAGGUAAUGUCAAAGGUGCUGUUAAUAAUGGAGUCGCAGGAGGGGGAGACAAUGGAGGUGGAAAUAGCAGAUGGCCAAGACAAGAGACAUUAACACUUCUUGAAAUCAGAUCCAGUCUUGAUAACAAGUUCAAAGAGGCUAAUCAGAAAGGACCUUUAUGGGAUGAAGUCGCUAGAAUAAUGGCAGAAGAACACGGGUAUCAAAGGAGUGGGAAGAAGUGUAGAGAGAAGUUUGAGAACUUGUACAAGUACUACAAGAAGACUAAAGAAGGCAAAUCUGGGAGACAAGAUGGAAAGAACUAUAGAUUUUUUCGUCAACUUGAAGCUCUUUAUGGAGAAACUACCAAUAGUCAUCAACUCUCAGUAUCAGUAUCGAAUACAAAUUUUGAUGGAGACAUUGCUGGUCUUUCAUUUCAAUUUAUGAACAAUAAUAGUGCUUCUACACAUUCAAACCAAGAAGGUUUACUAUCACAUUCCCAUCAAACAAAGUUCUCGGAUCAAAGUCUUAGCCUUUCAAACUCGUCGGAUUUUGAUACAUCGUCUUCCGAAGACAACAAUGAUGAGGACAUCACAACUUUUUCCUUUAUGGAGAAUGGGGAGAAUAAAAACAAGUUAGUGAAAGAUAACCGAUGUUCUAAAAGGGGUAAAAAGAAUUGGAAAGCCAAGAUCAGAGAUUUUGUUGACUCAAGGAUGAAGAAACUGAUGGAAACACAAGAAGCAUGGCUAGAUAAGGUGUUGAAAACUCUUGAACACAAAGAACAGGAAAGAAUACUUAGAGAAGAAGAAUGGAGGAGACAAGAAACUGCUAGGCUCGAUCAAGAACAUAAAUUUUGGGCCAAAGAACAUGCUCGCUUUGAAGCUCGGGAUGCAGUAAUAAUGGAGGCUUUUCAAAGAAUGGUAGGGAAUGAACUUAAGGUAUCUUCUCCAGAUCAAGAACUAAUAGCAACAAACUUUCAUGAGGCUACUGAAAACAAAAACCAUAAUAGAACUCAAGCGUUCAGAAAAAUUAUAGUAAAUGGUCAUAACAGAUGGCUUGAAGAUGAGAUCUUGAAUCUAAUACAUUUGAGAACUGGCAUGGAAUCAAGAUUCCGUCAGUGUGGGUAUCCAGAGAAAUCUUUGUGGGAAGACAUAUCUUCAAAAAUGGCUAGUUUGGGGUAUAAUAGGAGCGCAGAGAUUUGUGAAGAGAAAUGGUUAACAGUCAACAAGUACAUUACGAAAGCCAAUGUUGCGUCUAACAGUACAUAUAAGGAGUGUUCAAGAAAUGAAGGCCCUUAUUUCCAGCACCUUGACUCAAUGCACCACAAUGACUAUCAGGGCGCUUUUCCUAAACAGGAUACGUAUAAACAAGGGCCUGAAACUGAGGGAGUUCAAUUAAAUGAUGUCCCUUCUCCUUCUAACUCUACUGCAGGAAUGAGCACAGCAGUGCAGGAUAGCAGCUUUCGAUUUAUGAUGACUCAUAAUGAUCAAGGGGACAAUUCGUGGCAAAAUUAUGGUGUAAAGCUCUACAACAAAGGAAGCAACCAAAUCAGUAAAUUUAUUUCACCCCUAGAAGAGAUUUAGUGGAUGGAAGAGGGUGAGAGGUGGCCACAGAGAAGAGUUUGAUUUUUUUCUUGGUAGAGUUCUGAGGCAUGGAUUUAACUUCAGUUGCACAUUUUAGCAUGUCUUUGUUUUCUUGCUUACGAAGUGAGGAUAAGAGAAAGCGAAGUUGCAUGUAUAAUGCAAAUUGCAACAACAACACUAGCUUUUCAUUUCACUCUUCAUAGAUAGAUUUGUUCGUGUUUUUUUUUUUCGCGUCUUUUUCAUAUCGUUUAUAUAAUUAUGUAUCUGUAGUACCAUUCGUGCUGCAUGCACUGCUAUAACUGAAGGUUCCACUUCUAAGUAGUUAGUUCCUUAAUCUUGCUUGUUUGGCAAUGGCAUUCUCUUGUUCUGGAGGUUUAAAGUAA